This is a messenger RNA of Blepharisma stoltei, 978 nucleotides long. NCBI's taxonomy places the organism in Eukaryota, Ciliophora, Heterotrichea, Heterotrichida, Blepharismidae. The record is from the annotation of a GenBank genome assembly.
AUGGGACUUUUAGUUGGUGGAAAAUGGGUUGACCAAGGCUAUGACACCUCAAAGACGGGCGGAAGGUUCAUUGGAACUCAGUCUCAGUUUAGGAGUUUUGUUACCAGAGAUGGCAGCAGUGGAUUUAGAGGUGACUCAGGCCGAUAUCAUCUCUACAUUUCUUAUGCCUGCCCUUGGGCCCAUCGUACACUUAUCAUGAGAAGUCUUAAAAAUCUAGAAAAUGAUAUAUCAAUUUCUAUAGUAAACCCUCAAUUACUCGAAAAUGGUUGGACCUUUGAGGAAUUUGAAGGAAGCACUCCUGACACUGUAAACAACACCAAAUUCUUAUAUGAGGUUUAUCUAAAAGCCAACCCUGAAUACGAAGGAAGAGUUACUGUGCCUGUUCUCUGGGAUAAAGAGACCAAUACGAUCGUAUCCAAUGAGUCUUCAGAAAUCAUACUAAUGAUGAACAGCGGAUUCAAUUGUGGAAACGAUCGCGAUUUUUACCCUGAAGAGAAAAAAGCAGAAAUUGACGAAAUUAAUGCGCUUGUUUUUGAUAAAAUUAAUUACGGAGUAUAUAAAGCUGGCUUUGCUACUACUCAAGCAGCUUAUGAAGAAGCAGUCAUAGACCUUUUUAAUGCUUUAGAAGCAGUUGACCAAAGGCUUGAAAACCAUAGAUAUUUAGUUGGAAAUACCUUGACUAUUGCAGAUGUCAGACUUUUUACUACUCUUAUUAGGUUCGAUGUAGCCUAUGUAGGCAAUUUUAAAUGCAAUUUAAAGAGAAUUGAAGAUUUUAGAAACUUGCCUGAGUAUUUAAGGGAUUUAUAUCAGACUCCAGGGUUUGGAGAGACUGUGAAUUUCAAUCACAUAAAAACUGGGUAUUAUAAAAACAACAACAUGAAGAAUAUCAAUCCAACUGGAAUUAUUCCUCUAGGACCAAUUGUGGAUUAUGCAAGACCUCAUAAUAGAGAUAGAGUAUAUGAAGCUGCUGGGCAUUAA